AGAGAGAGAGAGGGGGAAUACCAAAAGGAAAUGGGAACGUUGCGGGACCUCCAGUACGCUCUUCAGGAGAAAAUCGAGGAAUUACGGCAGAGAGACGCGCUCAUAGACGAACUGGAACUCGAACUCGACCAGAAAGACGAGCUGAUUCAAAAACUGCAGAAUGAGUUGGACAAAUACCGCUCGGUGAUCAAGCCUGCCACUCAGCAGGUCACUCAGAAACGCACCGAGCUGCAGGACCAGCAGCGGACCAAGCGUCAGGCGAUCUCCGCCGAGCCGACCGUCUUCGACAUCCAGCAGCUCAGCCAUGUCACACUGCCGUUCUACCCCAAGAGCCCGAAGUCCAAGGAGCUGAUCAAAGAAGCCAUCCUGGAUAAUGACUUCAUGAAGAACCUGGAGAUGUCUCAGAUCCAGGAGAUAGUGGACUGUAUGUACCCGGUGGAGUACGGCAAAGAUAGCUGCAUCAUCAAGGAGGGUGAUGUGGGCUCGCUCGUCUACGUAAUGGAAGAGGGCAAAGUGGAGGUGACCAAAGAGGGCCUGAAGCUCUGCACCAUGGGACCAGGCAAGGUGUUCGGAGAACUCGCCAUCCUGUACAACUGCACUCGCACAGCCACGGUCAAGACACUGGUCAAGGUGAAGCUGUGGGCCAUCGACAGACAAUGUUUCCAGACAAUCAUGAUGAGGACAGGCCUCAUCAAGCAUUCAGAAUACAUGGAGUUCUUAAAAAGCGUCCCCACAUUCCAAGGCCACCCUGAGGAGAUCCUCAGCAAAUUAGGGGAUGUCUUAGAGGAGACGCACUAUGAGAAUGGAGACUACAUCAUCCGACAGGGAGCCCGAGGUGACACCUUCUUCAUCAUCAGUAAGGGAAAGGUGACUGUGACGAGAGAAGACUGUCCUGGCGGAGAACCCGUGUUGUUGCAUUCUCUUGGGAAAGGAGACUGGUUUGGAGAGAAAGCACUUCAAGGAGAAGACAUCAGGACAGCUAAUGUCAUCGCAGCAGAAGCAGUUACUUGUCUGGUCAUCGACAGAGACUCCUUUAAGCACCUCAUCGGGGGAUUGGCGGAUGAGUCCAGUAAAGGGCAAGAGGACGCUGAGGCCAAGGCCAAGUACGAGGCGGAGAACGCCUUCUUCUUCAGCAUCAACCUCGCCGACUUCAACAUCAUCGACACGCUCGGGGUCGGAGGGUUCGGCCGCGUGGAGCUGGUCCAGCUGAAGAGUGACGAGUCCAAGACGUUUGCGAUGAAGAUCCUGAAGAAGCGCCACAUCGUGGACACGCGGCAGCAGGAGCACAUCCGCUCCGAGAAGCUCAUCAUGCAGGAGGCCCACUCCGACUUCAUCGUCAGACUGCACAGGACGUUCAAGGACAGUAAAUAUCUGUACAUGCUGAUGGAGGCAUGUCUGGGGGGAGAGCUGUGGACCAUUCUCCGAGAUCGAGGGUCAUUCGAGGACUCCACCACCCGUUUCUACACAGCGUGUGUGGUGGAGGCCUUCGCUUAUCUGCAUUCCAAAGGCAUCAUCUACAGAGACCUCAAACCAGAGAACCUGAUAUUGGACCACAGAGGCUACGCUAAGCUAGUGGACUUUGGCUUUGCCAAGAAGAUCGGCUUUGGGAAGAAGACGUGGACGUUCUGCGGCACGCCGGAGUACGUGGCCCCAGAGAUCAUCCUGAACAAGGGCCACGACAUCUCGGCCGACUACUGGUCCCUGGGCAUCCUCAUGUACGAGCUGCUCACCGGGAGUCCUCCGUUCUCUGGGCCGGAUCCCAUGAAGACUUACAACAUCAUCCUAAGAGGCAUUGACAUGAUUGAAUUCCCAAAGAAGAUCACAAAGAAUGCUGCCAACCUCAUCAAAAAGCUAUGCAGGGACAAUCCGUCUGAAAGACUGGGAAACUUGAAAAAUGGUGUCAAGGACAUCCAAAAGCACAAAUGGUUUGAGGGCUUUAAUUGGGACGGUUUACGGAAAGGCACCCUCUCCCCUCCCAUCAUCCCCAACGUAACCUCACCAACAGACACAAGUAACUUUGACAGCUUCCCAGAGGACAAUGAGGAACCCCCACCUGACGACAACUCGGGCUGGGACAUGGAUUUCUGAACCCACCACACACAAACAGACUGAAAGACAGACUGAAUCCAACUACACAUAUGCACACGCACGCACACACACACACACACACACACACACACACACACACACACACACACACACACACACACACACACAAAGACACUGUUACAGUGUGGUCUUGGUUCAAGGUCUUAGAGGCAGUCGUAUGAUAGGAAGAAGUCGAGGAUGAGGCCACCAAUAUGCCUUCGCACUUGGAGUCUGGGAGAGAGCUCGCGUGGGAUUUCAGGGCUUGUUCACACAAACACGCGCACACACACACACACACACACAAACACACGCGCACACACACACACACACACACACACACACACACACACACACACAAAGUAGCUCAAAUAUAAGCGAUGCCUAUCAAAGAGUGUGACUGCAAAGAGUAUGAGUGAGAAUGUUUGCAAAUGUACUGUAUGACUGGGAGAGAGACUUAUAUUGACCUGGUUUUGUGUGAAUGGGCAGUAUGUGUUUACGUGUGUUCUAUUUAGAUAUGUGUGUGUGGACGCUAUUUACUGUAGGUCAGGAUAGGGUGGGUAGGGGUUGACUCAUAAGGACCUCACGCAUGUCUCCCAUGACGGCCUCUGACUGGUUGGAACACUGGUUCAUGCACCAAUCUCUGUGAAAAAAAACGAUGCCUGAGUGUCCAAAAAGCUAAAUGCUCAUUGGCUCAAAUCACUGUACGUCCAAGCUCGUCCAGCCUAUCAGGAGAGGAGAGCUGUAGACAGACCUGAAUGUUGUUGCUCUUAAUUUAGUCAUGCAUAUGGCACCUGUACAUAGCCUCAUAUAAACACUCACUUACAUAGCGUACUAGUAUGUAUCUCUUAAACAAAAAAGAAAAGACAAAAAGUACAAGGAUGGUUUUGUUUGUAUUUCUUUUAAGUUUACUUAAAGAUUAAGGGACAGAUUUUAUUUUGACUGAUCUUACAUUUUCAUGUAUGACCCAUCUGCGAAAUGCUUAGAAGCUUUUGUCACAUACACUCCCAGCACUUUCUCUCUCUCUCUCUCUCUCUCUCUCUCUCAGUUCUGCAGUUAUGUAGGCGUUGGGGAUGAGCAUAUGCUGUGCUGAAUCGUAGCCCCACAACACGCGUGCCUCUCACAUAGAGAUUCAUUUCAUUUCCCUCAUUUCUCCGAGAGCCCCUCUGUAGCCACAGUCUUCAUAGUUCCCACCGCCAUGGCUGACCUGACUGCAGUGGUUUGUGUGGCGGCGGAAGUACAGCCAAGCUACCGCUCCUCCGCUAACCUCCGCUAACCUCCGCUAACCUACGCUCCGCAGGACACCGGAGGAGGAGUGUCCAGCGCCAUCAUUCCUUCAGGCCACUUGAGGGUGUUGCGCAGGGACAUUAUGUAAAUAUUUCAACACGGCUGUUAUUGAUAGUAGCCUAGCCUUCGUGCUGAUGUUUGUUGAAGCUAUCUAGGACCACGACAGAAAUGUUGACAGUCAAUAGCAGACAAUGGCAGCAUAUUUCUUUGUGUAAUGUCAUCUGUAAUUGAUUGCAGUUACCAACGAGAACACCUGUGCGUACUGGGUAUAUACCUGUGAUCACCUACGUGACUUAAAGACCUGCUGCACCUGUACACUGGAAUAUGACAUCAGCAGUGUUGUGUAAGGCUAUUUAUUGUGUUCAAGUAUACUCACCUGGGGUGGCGUGAGUAUCUAGGUCACAGCUGGUCAUGCAUGGGUCAGUUGCUUAGAAAGUACUUUUGGCCUUAAACCUAGCCCCUGUGAAUAGUUUUGUCCAGUAUUGUGACUACAGUGAAAAACUGUAAACUGGUCACUACAGGGUCAUUCAUAACCCAUCCAUCCAGCAGACUUCCACCCAUCCAUCAUCAGUGUUAAAUCAAGUGCCUUAAUACAAAUGGCAUGACUCCCCAAACAGCAUCCUACACCAACACACUUCCUCAUAGAGCUGCAGCCCAACCAUCAACUCCAAAUAUAUUUAUUUUUUCAUUUCUUUCUAUUGUUUUU
Sardina pilchardus (European sardine) is the source of this 4078-nucleotide messenger RNA. RefSeq names its product cGMP-dependent protein kinase 1-like. NCBI's taxonomy places the organism in Eukaryota, Metazoa, Chordata, Actinopteri, Clupeiformes, Clupeidae. Gene Ontology annotation, molecular function: cGMP-dependent protein kinase activity; ATP binding. The record is from RefSeq and is a predicted model, not a curated record. Bases 31 to 2088 code for a protein of 685 amino acids. Gene Ontology annotation, biological process: protein phosphorylation. The transcript is spliced from 18 exons.